Molecule: messenger RNA, 2149 nt
Organism: Zingiber officinale
Lineage: Eukaryota; Viridiplantae; Streptophyta; Magnoliopsida; Zingiberales; Zingiberaceae
Product: nucleobase-ascorbate transporter 6-like
Exons: 14
Coding region: 314-1957 (547 amino acids)
Biological process (GO): transmembrane transport
Cellular component (GO): membrane
Molecular function (GO): transmembrane transporter activity
Source: RefSeq, a predicted model, not a curated record
UUUUUAUAUUGUAUUUUGGUAGUUGCCAAAGAACGUACGCAUCAUGGGGAACGUGUCAUGCAUGUGUUCUUCGAUCAACAUUUUUUUCUUGCAUAAUUAAUUUCGUCGAUUUAUUCCAUUUUUUAAUAUUUAUUAUCUUCCUCUAAAUUCUCCUCCUAUCUCUUUCCUCUCCAUCAAUGCUCUUGCUCUCUCCUUCUUCACUGAAGCAAGCAAGCAAGCGAGCAGCCGACAGCAUCCUUCAUCUCCACCCAAAUUUGAUUUUUUUUCAGUGGUGAUACAUAGUGAAUCCCAAAUUGAACCAGUUUGAGGUGAGAUGGCCAAAGGCGAGGGAGGCGGCGGUGGCGGCGGAGGAGGAGGCGGCGGUGGCGGUGGCGGCGGAGCGCCGAAGACGGAUGACACGGCGCCCCACCCGGUGAAGGAGCAGCUACCGAAUGUUUCUUACUGCAUCACCAGCCCUCCUCCAUGGCCUGAAGCUGUUCUUCUUGGAUUCCAGCAUUACCUGGUCAUGUUGGGCACCACAGUUAUCAUUCCUACCAUUCUUGUUCCUCAGAUGGGUGGUGGAAAUGAUGAGAAAGCUAGAGUGAUCCAAACACUACUCUUUGUGGCUGGAUUGAACACACUCAUACAGACAACUGUUGGAACUCGGUUGCCUGCCGUAAUUGGAGGCUCAUACACAUUUGUUGUGCCAACUGUCUCGAUAAUUUUGGAUGAUCGGUUCAGCCACAUUGUUGAUCCACACGAAAGAUUUCGGAGGACAAUGCGGGCUACUCAGGGUGCUCUUAUUGUUGCUUCCAUCAUUCAGAUGAUUGUCGGUUUUAGUGGAUUCUGGAGGGUUGCAGCAAAACAUUUAAGCCCCCUUUCUGCUGCGCCACUGGUUGCUUUGGCUGGCUUUGGCCUCUAUGAACACGGUUUUCCUGGAGUUGCAAAAUGUAUUGAAAUUGGACUUCCACAGCUAAUAGCACUAGUAGCAUUGUCACAGUAUGUGCCACAUUUCCUACAUGUGAAGAAGGAUAUAUUCGACCGGUUUGCAGUCAUAUUCACUGUUGCAAUAGUAUGGUUCUAUGCUUACAUCCUCACCAUAGGAGGUGCAUACAGGCAUGCCGCACCAAGAACUCAGCUACAUUGUCGUACCGAUCGCUCUGGACUUGUCGGCGGAUCUCCAUGGAUAAGAAUACCAUAUCCUUUCCAAUGGGGGAGACCAAGUUUCAAUGCAGGUGAAUCUUUUGCGAUGAUGGCAGCUGCAUUCGUUGCUCUUGUAGAGUCAACUGGUACUUUCAUUGCGGUUUCGAGGUAUGCAAGUGCCACACAGAUUCCCGCUUCAGUUCUAAGUCGAGGUGUCGGUUGGCAGGGAGUUGGAAUAUUGUUGGAUGGAAUAUUUGGGACGGCAAAUGGUUCCACUGUGUCCCCCGAAAAUGCUGGUCUGUUAGCAUUAACUCGUGUUGGCAGUCGAAGAGUUGUUCAAAUAUCUGCAGGCUUCAUGAUUUUCUUCUCUAUUCUCGGAAAAUUUGGAGCUGUUUUCGCAUCCAUUCCACUGCCAAUUGUUGCGGCUUUGUAUUGCCUUUUCUUUGCAUAUGUCGGAGCUGCAGGUCUUGGCUACCUUCAGUUCUGCAGCCUCAACAAUUUUAGGGUGCUAUUCAUCCUAGGGCUCUCAGUGUUUCUUGGCUUCUCGGUCCCUCAAUACUUCAAGGAGUAUACGUUAGUCGCCGGCCAUGGCCCUGCACACACUAAUGCCAGAUGGUUCAACGAUAUUGUCCAUGUGAUAUUCUCCUCGGAGGCGUUUGUUGCGGGCUUGGUUGCAUAUUUCCUCGACUACACUCUGAACAAGAACGAUAAAGACAUGAGGAAAGAAAGGGGUUACCAUUUUUGGGACAAGUUUAGGACCAUGGACAAAGACCCAAGAAGUGAAGAGUUUUAUAAAUUGCCAUUUAAUCUUGAUAGAUUCUUCCCAUCAAACUGAAUGCAGAGUUUCGCGAACAGCUUAAACAAUCGAUCGGAUCCAGGUGUGCGCUUUUCUUACAUUGUUUGUAGAUGUCUAUUUUGUGUAUUCCGAUAGGUAAAGCUACAUGUUGUCUUCCUAUUUCACUUCUGUAUCGUAAAGGAUAAAUGUUUGGGAUUAUUACUUCUACCUUGGCCCCUAUCAUUUUUAACA